Arxiozyma heterogenica is the source of this 3633-nucleotide messenger RNA. It is a transcript of the gene SET1, whose product is annotated as histone methyltransferase SET1. Gene Ontology annotation, molecular function: protein binding; histone H3K4 methyltransferase activity. The record is from RefSeq and is a predicted model, not a curated record. The coding region runs from base 1 to 3633 and encodes 1210 amino acids. The transcript has a single exon. Lineage: Eukaryota; Fungi; Ascomycota; Saccharomycetes; Saccharomycetales; Saccharomycetaceae. Gene Ontology annotation, cellular component: Set1C/COMPASS complex.
AUGUCUGGAUAUAACAGAAGAUUACCACAACAUCCUAGAGCAGGCCCCUAUCAUUCCACGAAAUAUUCAGGCUAUAGCUAUAGUAGUAAUAAUUCUAAUAACAGUGGUAGUGGUGAUAAUUUAAAUUGUAAUCAUAAAAGUUCAAGAUCCAAUUACCAUAAUAGUAGUGGCUACAGGAAUUAUCAUGUAUCUCCCACACAAUCAUAUAGCAGAAAUUAUGUUCAUCCCUCUUCAAGAUCAUCAGGAUUUAAUAAAAAUUACCCCACUGUAUCAGAUAAUCCUAGUGAUAGCUCUCAUGUUUUAUAUCAUUCACAUUCUUCUACAUACGAUCAUAGUUUCAACAGUUAUAAUAACAACUCAUUCCCACGUCAUCCAAAAGGAACUAGAUAUUCAUAUUAUGAAACAAGAUCUCAAAAUAUGGGAAGUUUUCAAGAUUCUGAACCUUCCAGAUAUCAACAAUCUUCAAGGUAUCAUGUAGAUACUUCUGCUGAUCUUGUUAAUGGAAUUAGUUCUAGUAAAUCUGCCAAAUCACAAUCAUUACCUACAAAUCAUCACGCAGAUACUUUAGCAGAGGAUAAAAUAAAUAUUGUAUUAAAAUAUGAUAAAGAAUAUUUCAACACUAAAUAUCAUUAUAUGGAUCCAAAAACCAAUAAACUUGUAAAUACUAAUGAUUUUCAUAAUUGGAAUAAGUCAAAACAAUUCCCUAUAAAUGGAUUUGUUAACUUAACACCGGAUGGGAAAUUGGCUCAUGAUUCUAAUAGUUGUAAAUCAUAUAUGAUAAAUCCUAAACAACCUAGCGUAGAUCCUCGUGAAAAAGAUGUUAACCUUUACUUGAAUAAAGUUAAUAGGACGAAAAGAAAAUACCAACCCGCUUUGGCUAUUAUUGGACGUGUGUCAUAUGAUAAAUAUUCAAUUGGACCACCACCUUCAUCUGAAAUACUAGUGUAUCCAUGCAAUCAGAGCGAUAAUUCUAAUUUAAUUAAUAUACUGGACAUUUCAAUAAAAAAUUAUUUUAAGAAAUUUGGACCUAUAUCACACUUUGAAUCAUAUAAUGAUCCGAAUAAUGCAUUACCAUUACAUAUAUAUUUAAUUAAAUUUACAAGCCUUCAUGAAAAGAUAAACGACUCUGCUAAGGCAGCAUAUAUGGCUGUAAAGAGGCAUGAAAAUAAAGGUUGUAAUAUCAUGAAUUGUCAUUUUAAAGUUGUGAUAAAGAAAAAUCAAGAACAAUUGGAAUUUAUUAAAGAAAAAUUUAUUGAAGAAAAUACAAGGAAAUCCAAAUUGAGCGCAUUAAAAUUAAAAACUAAUCAAACAAUUGUGAAGGUUAAUUCAAGUGAAAAAAAAGUGAAUUUGCCGACAGAUUCUCGUUCAUUGAUCCUAAAUGGAAAAUCAGUGGACUUGGAUCUAUCUAAGUUGUCGUUCGAUGAAAAACAUAAGUUGUUUAGAGAUUUGUCAAAGGAGCAUAACAGAAGCAAUAAGAGAAUGCCUUUUGAUAUAGAAAGGAUUGUGGGCAAUAAAGCAUGUUUAUUUAUUUCAAUAAAUUUUCUUGGAUAUCAUGGUAUUACUAAGGAGGAUUUAGCUUACAAAUUAAGGCAAUAUAAAGUUGCUCGUUUUAUUAGGCAUAGUACAGGACUUUACAUUAUUUUUAAUGAUAUUGGAGAAGCGAUUAGAUGCAUUAACAGGGAGUCUGGAAAAAUGACAAUUACUUCUCGUGGGUAUAGAAGAAUUUCAAUUAUUGUUAGAUUUACUUUGAUUCUGCCAGUUUUAAUUCGUUCAAGAUUUUCAGGUUAUAGCAUAGAUCUAUCAAACAAUGAAAAGGAAAAGUCAGAAGAAAAAGAAACAUUAUAUAAAAAUCAACAAGAUCUUUUAAGAGCUGCUACUAAAUAUAUAUUAGAAGAUUUAAAAGAUGCAUUGACUAUUGAUAUAAGAAAGAGAAUUAUUGGUCCGAGUGUCUUUGACACUUUGAAUCCUAUCAAUUUUCCAGACUUAGUAGCCAAGCGGAAACUUGAAGAGUCAAAAAAUGAAGCCCAAAAACAAAGUAAUAUUGCAAGUACAAAUGCAAAUAUGUUGAGUACUUCUCUACAAGAUAAUAUAAAUGUUAGUACUCCAGGACAGGAUAUGGAUAUUUUCAAGCUUUAUGGUGGAUACUUAAAACCAAAAGAUGUCCAUAAAAGACGUCUUUCUCAUCAUUUGCACAGUCAUUCUAAAAGAGCUAGAUUGCAGUUAGAACCUAUGGAACAUUUCUUAAACGACGAAUUUAAUUCCAGAGAGCCAACACCUACUACAUAUGCAACAGAAUCAUCAAUACAUGACUCUGAAGAAGAAGAAGAGGUAGAGGAAGUAGAAGAGGAAGAAGAUACUUCUUCUUCUCAGGAAGACGAUGAAGUUAUGGAGAAUGCAGAAGAUGAAGAUGAAGAUGAAGACUUUAAGUUACUCCAUAAUGAAUUUAUUGGUGAUAAAAAAGAGGGUAUUGAUGAAAUAGAAACGCUGGAAACAAUGCCUACAACGCCGGAGGAUGAAGUACAAUUAGAUGGCAAAUUAGAAAGAGAAAAACAAGAUUUAGAUAUAUACAAUCCUACAGAAACUGAUAAGCCAGUACCUGUUUAUGAAGAUAAUGUAUUUGAUAAAAGUCAAAUAACGGUAGAAACUCUUCAAGAAACCAUAAAGGAUGAAGAAGAUCUGAGGUUACUAAAGGAGGUAUUGGAAGAAUUUGGUGUUUAUCAAGCUGCAAAUGAUACUAAAAACAAAUUAAUUGAAUAUGAGUUAUGGAAAAUUAAGAAUUCUAUUAACAUAGAGGAAUUUAUAGAGGAAACACACUUUAAAUUAAAUGAAGGUAUUCCUUUUGACCAAUCGUUACUAUGGGAAGGGGAUUCUUUUAAGACCCAUGGAUUCUUUAAGGUUCCAGAUAGACUCAAAUCAUGUUAUUUGCCGCAUCGUCGUAGAAUACAUCAACCACUUAAUACUGUUAGUCAUAGCGCAAAUAUAGGGUAUGAAUCUUUAGAGGACGGUUCAAAUACACCAGUGCAAAGAGAGGAAUCUUUGAAACCUGAUUCUACAGAAAAUGCUAUCACAGGUCAGGAAAUUAUUUCUUCAAGAGAAAAUAGAGCAUCUAAUAGAAGGUUUCAACAGGAUAUUGAAGCACAGAAGGCUGCAAUUGGUACUGAAUCUGAAUUGUUGUCAUUAAAUCAAUUAAAUAAGCGUAGAAAACCUGUUACUUUUGCAAGAUCUGCUAUUCAUAAUUGGGGUUUAUAUGUGUUAGAGCCUAUUGCAGCAAAUGAAAUGAUCAUUGAGUAUGUUGGAGAAAGAAUAAGACAACCAGUAUCAGAGAUGCGUGAAAAAAGAUAUUUGAAAAGCGGUAUAGGCUCAAGUUACCUGUUCAGAGUAGAUGAGAAUAAUGUUAUUGAUGCGACAAAGAAGGGUGGCAUUGCUAGAUUUAUAAAUCAUUGUUGUGAACCCAGCUGUACUGCGAAGAUUAUUAAAGUGGGUGGUAAGAAACGUAUUGUCAUUUAUGCAUUAAGAGAUAUUGCUAAAAAUGAAGAGUUGACAUAUGAUUAUAAAUUUGAAAGAGAAAAGGAUGAUGAGGAAAGACUGCCAUGUUAUUGUGGCGCACCUAGCUGUAAAGGAUUUUUAAAUUAA